Molecule: messenger RNA, 537 nt
Organism: Diaporthe citri
Lineage: Eukaryota; Fungi; Ascomycota; Sordariomycetes; Diaporthales; Diaporthaceae
Exons: 1
Coding region: 1-537 (178 amino acids)
Source: RefSeq, a predicted model, not a curated record
AUGUCUCAGGCCCCGGAAGCUCGUCUCAACCUGCCCGCCGAUAGCCUGCCUCAGCACAACCGCGAGCUGACCUUGCGGAGGUACAUGCUGCUCCAGGAUGAACACGAGUCCAUCCGUCAGCAUCUGGAUCAAAUCUCCACCACAUCGUCUUCUUCAGCAACCACCAAGACAACGACGUCGCCCACGCUUGGCCCCACACGCCCAUCCGGGCACACGCGGACCGAAUCGGCCGCGAGGAGGGCGAGCAUGCCGCAGUACGACAUGCCGCGUCCGCGCUUCCACCGACGGGCCGGAGCGCGGGUUACCUCCGCCGAGCUGGAGACGUCCUCUGACCCUGCUACCCUGGCGCAGGUGGCGACCGAGGAGGCCAGACUAGUCUCGGUGAACGAGGGUAUCAAACGGGCCUUGACGGAGCUGCUCAACUGCGAGACCGUGCGCUCCGACCAGGCCUUCCGGAGCUUCUGCAUGACGAGGCUCAUGGAGACAGAGCAGGAGCUCCGGUGUGGCCGCAGGAGGAGGAGCUGCCCUGUCGACUGA